AGACACCUUCGUGCCUUCAGCAUUAAUUCUUACUGCAUGAAUGGGAGUAAUUCUGCCGCGGAUUUUACUGGGACAGUAUGGCAACUGUCAGUAUUUCCUCCCAAACACACCUUGUAGCCAAUGAGUGAGUGAGUGAGUGAGUGAGCGGGGGACUGAGAAGUGUUGGUAUCGGAGGGUUUGAGGCAUUGGACUGUAAACCCAGUGCCCUGGAUUGAGACUGAAGCAGCGUGUGCCUUCAUCAAUGGGAUCCCUCCUCUUCGGUCUCAUUUCACUGCUAACAGUGCAGCUCACAGUCACCGAGGGACAUGUGGUGCGGACAAGAAGCGUCAUCGAGCUGGUCGGGAUGCUGCGCUGCAGCACAGGACGAUCCAUUUCGUAUCUAACGUACGGUUGUUACUGUGGGAUUGGAGGAAGAGGCUGGCCCCGAGACAAGACCGACUGGUGUUGCUACACCCAUGAUUGCUGUUACGGGAAGGCAGAGGACAUUGGCUGCCAUCCCAAGACAGACUCUUACAGCUGGUCCUGCAGAUAUUUCACUCCCAGAUGUGGCAACAUCUAUGACGAGUGUGAGAAAAUGAUCUGCGACUGUGAUGUGCAGUUAUCAAAGUGUUUGAAAAAGGCCGUGUACCAGAGGAAGUACUCAUUCUGGCCCAAUUUCCUCUGUGGCCGGUACAGGCCCUCGUGUAGUAAUUUCUAAUUUACAUUCCCGAUACUGGGCAAUACAGUAACAAUAAUAAUCCUUGCAUUUGACCAAGCACCUUAUCACGUCUUCGAGAUGUCUCAAAGCGCUUCACAGAAUAUACUGUAAAGUGAAUUGACUGUGUAUCUUGUGAACGAAACCCGGCAGCCAAUUGCGCACAGCAGCGUCCCCACAAACAGCUGUGGAUUGAAGUGACCAAAUUUUUAAUUUUUUUAUUUU
This is a messenger RNA of Callorhinchus milii (elephant shark), 919 nucleotides long. Its product is annotated as phospholipase A2-like. Bases 242 to 697 code for a protein of 151 amino acids. The record is from RefSeq and is a predicted model, not a curated record. Gene Ontology annotation, biological process: lipid catabolic process; phospholipid metabolic process; arachidonate secretion. The transcript is spliced from 5 exons. Gene Ontology annotation, molecular function: calcium ion binding; phospholipid binding. NCBI's taxonomy places the organism in Eukaryota, Metazoa, Chordata, Chondrichthyes, Chimaeriformes, Callorhinchidae.